UGUAACCGGAAAUGUAACUAGUUCCAGUCAGGCAGCUUGACGGACGAGUUUAAGGAACUGUAAAAUAAAAUAGACUGAACAGGUUCGAAAUGAACAGGAACAGUGUUUAAAGGUCCCGCAUAGAACCAUCAACGCGUUCAUAAACGCUUCUGUCCUGCCAAAGUUUAGCUAAACUUCUUCUCCUCACGCUCCUGUUAUUAAAGGUAGCGUGUCGCCGCGUGUUCGCCGAGUUCAGAUUUACGACCCGUUCGCUUUAACUCUUACCGCCCAGGUCUGCGGGUCACUUACUGUCUUUAUCCGAGGAGUCUUUUCACUCCAAAAAUCUGCCCAUACGGUAGUUUAACUCGACACUAAUCCAACGUUCUCUUACAAAGGAUGAUACUUACAUGGUGAGGGAAAUAAGCUGAUAUAAAGUGGCGCCGCUAGUUUAGUUCGCUUCGCUAGCAAUCCCAGCAUGCUUUGAGCAGCGAACAGGCUGCUUGCAAUACACCCACCAUGCAUUGGGAGCGAACUUUGAACGGCGUGUGUUCGCCUGGUAGGUUCGCUUUCAGUAAAUACACACCGUCACGCGGCAGCGGCGGUGUAAGCUAACAGGAAGGGGCGGCAGGAAGGAGGAGCCGCUGCUGCGGUAAAGGUAUUCCGCGUUGCAUUGACUCGCCUUCCCUCUCACUCUCCAAAGCGAAGCGAAGGAGUCAUCACCCCGUUAAACUUCUUUAAACCCAGAAUGUACCGGUAUUUUGGGGAGUUCCUCACCCGAGGAGCGGGCAGCGUCCUGGCCUCAGGGUCGGCUGCCGCUGCUGCGGAGUCGGCUCUGCCCGCGUCCGCGUCCCUGCUGCGCUUCCGUGGCUACAGCCAGGCCGUGGACCAGGACGACGACCCAAACUUUUUCACCAUGGUGGAGGGCUUCUUCGACCGGGGCGCUGCAAUCGUGGAGGACAAGCUCGUCGAGGGCCUGAAGACCCGGGAGAGCCCCGAACAGAAGAGGAAGCGCGUCCGUGGGAUCCUGAAGAUCAUCAAACCGUGUAACCACGUCCUGAGCGUCAACUUCCCCAUCAAGAGGGACAACGGGGAGUGGGAGAUGAUCGAGGCGUACCGCGCGCAGCACAGCCAGCACCGCACACCCUGCAAGGGAGGAAUCCGUUACAGCACCGAGGUGUGCAUGGACGAGGUGAAGGCGCUGGCCUCUCUGAUGACGUAUAAAUGUGCUGUCGUGGAUGUGCCGUUUGGUGGAGCCAAAGCUGGAGUGAGGAUCAACCCAAGGAAAUACUCUGACAUUGAGCUGGAGAAAAUUACCCGGAGGUUCACCAUCGAGCUCGCCAAGAAAGGAUUCAUAGGACCAGGUAUCGAUGUUCCUGCUCCAGACAUGAGCACUGGGGAGAGAGAGAUGUCCUGGAUCGCAGACACCUUUGCCACCACCAUGGGUCACUACGACAUCAACGCGUACGCCUGCGUCACCGGGAAGCCCAUCAGUCAGGGAGGAAUCCACGGGCGUAUCUCAGCCACUGGCCGAGGAGUUUUCCACGGCAUCGAGAACUUCAUCAACGAGGCGGCCUACAUGAGCCAGUUGGGGAUGUGUCCUGGCUUCCAGGACAAGACCUUCAUCAUUCAGGGCUUCGGUAACGUGGGUCUUCACUCCAUGCGUUACCUUCAUCGAUUUGGGGCCAAGUGUGUCGGAGUCGGAGAACUGGAUGGAAGCAUCUGGAACGCCAACGGCAUCAACCCCAAAGAGCUGGAGGAGUACAAACUGGCUAAUGGGACCAUCGUGGGUUUCCCCGACGCCACCCCGUAUGAAGGAAACAUCCUGGAGGCCGACUGUGACAUCCUGAUCCCUGCUGCUGGCGAGAAACAGUUGACCAAGAGCAAUGCACACAAGAUCAAAGCCAAGAUCAUUGCAGAGGGAGCCAAUGGUCCUACCACACCUGAGGCUGACCGGAUCUUCCUGGAGAGAAACAUCAUGGUGAUCCCGGAUAUGUACCUGAACGCUGGAGGAGUGACAGUUUCUUACUUUGAGUGGUUGAAGAAUCUCAAUCAUGUCAGUUAUGGACGACUCACCUUCAAGUACGAGAGAGACUCAAACUACCACCUGCUCAUGUCGGUUCAGGAGAGUUUAGAGAGGAAGUUUGGGAAGCACGGCGGUGCCAUCCCUGUCGUCCCCACCUCUGAGUUCCAGGACAGGAUCUCUGGAGCUUCUGAGAAAGACAUUGUACACUCAGGUCUGGCCUUCACCAUGGAGCGCUCUGCCAGGCAAAUCAUGCGUACAGCCAACAAGUACAACCUGGGUCUGGACCUGCGGACAGCGGCCUACGUCAACGCCAUCGAGAAGGUGUUCCAGGUUUACAACGAGGCCGGACUCACCUUCACAUAGAGUCCCACCACGCACACCAGUCUGUUUUCUGUUACCUGUUUGUGACCUUUCACCUGUCUGUUUCCUUUCACAUGUCUGUCUGUUACCUGUCUGUCUGUUACUUGUCUGUCUGUUACCUCUGUCUGUUACUUGUCUGUCUGUUACCUGUCUGCCUGUUACCUGUCACCUCUCUGUGACCUGUCUGUCUGUUACCUGUCUGCCUGUUACCUGUCUGUUACCUGUCUGUCUGUUACCUUUCUACCUGUUACCUGUCUGUCUGUUACCUGUCUGCCUGUUACCUGUCACCUCUCUGUUACCUCUCUGUUACCUGUCUGUCUGUUACCUGUCUAUCUGUUACCUGUCUGUCUGUUACCUGUCUAUCUGUUACCUGUCUGCCUGUUAAUCCUCUUCUUCUCUCUCUUCUUCCUCUCCCUCCUCUUCACUUCUUCCUCUCCCUCCUCUUCUCUCUCCUUUGUCUGUUUAUGAGAAGUUAACCAAACACCGGUGUCUUAGCUUUAUCCUGCUGCUGCUCAGCUGCUUCAACACGUGGAAUAAAGGUAUAGACUUAAAUACCUGUAGAAACAGGUGAUGGGCCUUAAAACACAGAGGAACUCUGUCACGUUUACCUGCAGCGCCAUGCGGACAAACUCUGUGGACACCUUCAUGUCUGCCUGUGUGCUGAUGGGUGUGUACUUCCUGUCAGUGGCCUGAGUAGAACCAUGAGCUCUUAAUGCUCGAGUGUUAGACACCGGCGCACACCGUGAUCUGUAUGAAGUGUUUACAACUCUAAGAAAAUCUAACAUAUCGAAAUGAAUUCACUUUUCUUCCUUCAGCCGAAGAAAAGAAGAGUUUAAUCCUUAGUUUGACUUUUGUUGAUGAGGGCUAUUUAAAAAGAAAACCUGAAAACACACAAACUCAAGGAUUGAUAUGUAAACAUUAUCCUAAAUGUUCAUCCAGAAACAUGAAAUGAUCUUCAAACUUUUGUUCUGUUGAUAAUUUAAACAUUAACAUAUUUCAGUUUUAAAAACAUAAACCUCAGUCCUGAGACCUAGAGGCUGUUUGAAGGUGUCCACAGGCUGUAGUCCACAGAGCGUCCUCACCUGUCCAGGUGACCAGCUUUUAUAGAUGAAUGUUUUUAUUAUAAAUGCAGAGCACAAUGCCUCAGGUCUUUCGCUUGAAUAUUUACUGCCUUUAAACUCAGACACUUUAUUAAAGGAGUAUUCUGCUGCUUUUUUCUCUUCACUCCCAAACACCAGACAGGUUUUAUUCAGCAGCUGGUUUCAGCCAAGAUCAACAUCCCGGACAGAAAGUUACUUCACUUUACUCUGCAGUGAAAUCAGCUCUAACCAGGUCCUUCCAAAUAAAACUCACAGGGAUAUGUUGUUGUUUCAGUCUGCACCAGACUGUACCUGUCAGUCUGCACCAGGCCGUACCUGUCAGUCUGCACCAGGCUGUACCUGUCAGUCUGCACCAGGCUGUACCUGUCAGUCUGCACCAGACUUUACCUGUCAGUCUGCACCAGGCUGUACCUGUCAGUCUGCACCAGGCUGUACCUGUCAGUCUGCACCAGGCUGUACCUGUCAGUCUGCACCAGACUUUACCUGUCAGUCUGCACCAGGCUGUACCUGUCAGUCUGCACCAGACUGUACCUCACAGUCUGCACCAGGCUGUACCUGUAUUAAUGGAGACCAGCUGCUGCUGCUGCUGAGAAAUAAGCUGACAGACACACUUCAGACAUCUCUGAGCAGUGAAUAAAUACCUGACCGGGUGGUUCAAACAUGAAGACCGUCUGGAAUGAUCCUUUAAUCAAGCUGACUUUACACCAACUGUUACUGUUGGUACCUUUCAGGUUAUAGCACAGCUGUAGCUUAUACCAAUGCUAAUGCUAACUUUAAUCUAUGCAGCAAUCUUCUGCGGGUUGUAACCUGAUCACAGACUCCCCACACAGACUGUUUGCUCAGAGUUUAGCACCAACUCAAAUUCAAAUGAAAAACCAAAGACGGCGUUGACGCUCUCCUCGGGAAUGUCAGAAGAACUACUAUAAAGAUUGUUUUCUGUCGAAUGGCACUCAAACACAAAAGUUCAACUGUACAAAGUGAGACAGCGACAGCAUUACAGAUCAUCUGACAAUGAUGAUCAAUGAGCAGGUGUUUCUACCUGUCUGUGUGUCAGAGAGGUCGGACGCUGUGUUUGGCUGAACAUGAGUCAGUUUGUUUAAAGGUCGAAAGAGUCUCAUUUCAGGACGUUUGAUUAUUUCACACUCAGACUGUUCAACAUCAGACCAUUCUUUACACCCUCCUAAACAACAGGGUGUCUAGACCUUCAACACUUCCUGUGUGCAAAAUCUGAACUUGUAUUUGGUGUGUGUGAGCUCUGUAGUUUGAUCUGCUUUAAGAGUCUGUGUGAGGGACUUUUUAUUCCUUUUUGUUAAAACAACACUAAAUAAACACAGCUCAGAAAACGU
Molecule: messenger RNA, 4808 nt
Organism: Notolabrus celidotus (New Zealand spotty)
Lineage: Eukaryota; Metazoa; Chordata; Actinopteri; Labriformes; Labridae
Product: glutamate dehydrogenase 1, mitochondrial
Exons: 13
Coding region: 725-2365 (546 amino acids)
Biological process (GO): L-glutamate catabolic process
Cellular component (GO): mitochondrion
Molecular function (GO): L-glutamate dehydrogenase (NAD+) activity
Source: RefSeq, a predicted model, not a curated record